Molecule: messenger RNA, 152 nt
Organism: Racocetra persica
Lineage: Eukaryota; Fungi; Glomeromycota; Glomeromycetes; Diversisporales; Gigasporaceae
Source: the annotation of a GenBank genome assembly
UAGUGCUUUAACCGAAAGACUCUUGGACAAAGAAACGCUAUGUCGAAAAUGUGAAGAAUGGUUGAGGAAAGUUGGUGAAUUUCGGAUGAUAGCAUAUAAAGAAAAAGAAAUAGAACCUACCGAAGGAACAGUUGAAAUAAUUGCUGAAGAUA